Linepithema humile (Argentine ant) is the source of this 2054-nucleotide messenger RNA. Its product is annotated as cell adhesion molecule 2. Lineage: Eukaryota; Metazoa; Arthropoda; Insecta; Hymenoptera; Formicidae. The record is from RefSeq and is a predicted model, not a curated record.
CGCGUGGCGCCCGCCCGUGCCGCCGCCAGUCCUGCCGAUUUUCAGCGCGACGAUCGGCCGAUCGGAUUCGCGUGAGGAGGCGAUAGCCGCAGGAGUGAAAAGUUUCGCGCGAAAUCGUCCGAGCACGCGAUCUCCACCGAUGCUGUCCCGCCGCGCGACACGUUUUCGUUCGCGCGAGUAGAUUUUUUUUUUCUUUUUUAUGGAAAACCGCGGAAACGGAAACGCUGUGGUACCGAUCGACGAGCGGGACUUUUUAUAUGUAGAGAAGAAGCGUGAGAUAACACGCGCGCGCGAUUACAGUGUGACACGCAAUUAGGAUUCCUCACGGCAGAAUGGAUAAAGACUACUGUCGUCGGAAGUACAGAAAAAUGCGAUGUGCUCUGCUACACCUGCUGCUCAUAGUGGGCGGUGCAACAGGUUUGAAAGAUCUGACGAUAAACGUACCGGCUAAGGUGAGAUCAGGCGAUACCGUAACAUUGUCGUGCCAUUACGACCUGGAGGGUUUACCUUUGUACAACGUACAAUGGUUUCUCAAUGAUAAUCAGUUUUACCGCUACUCACCGGAGAAUCCAAAACCUUACAGUAUCUACGAUGUGGCUGGUAUACAAGUCAAUAUCUCCAAAUCGAACUCGCACGAUGUAACAUUGGUGCGCGUGUCCAGAAACCUCACCGGGAUGUACAAAUGCGAGGUGUCGGACGCCAUUACCUUCCACACUUUGAUCGAAAGGGCCAAGAUGGAAGUAGUGGACGCCCCAAAAACGGAUCCUAUGAUUCGUACCGAGAAGGAGCGCAUAACGGUGGGCGAGACGCUGCGAGUGAACUGCACCUCAGGCAACUCCCGGCCCGCCUCCACCGUUACGUGGAAGCUCAACGGGGAACCCAUUGAGGAUAACACAAUUAAGUACAAAAUACGGAGUUACAAAUAUCCUCAUGAAGAGGACACGGAAUCUACAAAUUCACUAAUAGAAUUUCGAGUGACAACUGAAAUGUUCCGCUAUGGGCAUUUACAUUUGCGCUGCACGGCCUCCAUUGCAGACGUUUAUCGGAAAUCAGCGGACAUCGAUAUCAGCGAGGAUGUGCCGCGUAUUGCAUCGAUCACCGGCGAAUCACCACCGUAUAAUAACCGAGCAAACGGAUGCGCCGGACAGAAUUGGCCCUGGAAUGGUAAUCGCGGCGCGGCUAUAAUAAUGGCUACCGUGGCGGCAACCCUGUUCCUGAUGAUGACAUCGCUGACGAUGACGGUGCCCCCGAUAACGAAUGUACUGCCGAGAAGCGAGCCGGCGGUUAUUAGCAGGUAGCUCACCGGCGCCCUCCAUGAAGAUAUCGCUGCCAUUGUCUGAUCCGAUUACAUCGUCCAUGUAAAACCUAGUAGUCUAGGGCUUCCAGUUAUGUAUGUUACUAUGUAUAGGAUAGAUAGUCGAAUAACCAUGAUUUUUAUUCUCGAGGAGCCUAUAAAAAUGAGGAGGAUCGGUGAAACGCCAAGCGGAUCGACGCGAGAGUAUGCGUAAACUCAUAUACACAAGUUACUUUUGAACAUGUUGUCUUUUGAUGUGAAUUGUUGAUAUUAAGAGGAAAGAAAGAGAAAAACAAAAUGAAACAUAGAACAAUUUGUCCGUUUGUCCGCGAUCCGAGACAGGAGUAAUGGCUACACGCAACGAGGUGAGCAUGAAAUUGUUACAGGCCGAAAAAUCAGCUUCAUCGAGUGAUCAAGUGAUCGGGAUUAGAGAGUGACAGAUGUUUCGAUAGCGGAGGGAGUGGCGAGAAAACGAUGGAGAUUCGACAUUAUCGUUUUACGUUAAUUUGAAUUUCUUCGACGGAACACACGUCGGCUGCUAUAAAUGCGACAUUUAUUAGUGAUCGGAGAGUGUUCACCAAGUGUCAAAUAUAGAUUAUACAGGGGUAACUAUAUAAUAACUGAUAUUAUAACGUUAGCGCAGUAACGAGCGGCGUUCUGCUCAAAUAUUUGCUCCUUUUAUGAUGUCUAACAGAAAAAAAAUGCAUCAAGAUAGGUACCGAUUUGUAAUCUGUACAAAUUGUAAUAAAUUAUAAUAUGA